CCCGUCAACUCCCUCUAUCUUCCACCUAAGCUCACGCCCCUCACCUCCCCUCCUCUAUGUAUCCCUGUUGUGUUUUUCAAAUCCUUCGACGAUAGAAACAAGAGAGAGAGAGAGAUUGAAGCGAAGAAAAGAUCUUCUCCGGCAUUUUGUAGGAAAAAAGAGAGUGAAAAUGGUGGAGAAAGGAUUCAAGCUAGUGGGUUUUGCCAAUUUUGUUCGCCAGAACCCUAAAUCCGAUCGUUUCCAUGUGAAGCGCUUCCACCACAUUGAAUUCUGGUGCACUGACGCCAUUAACCCAGCCAACCGCUUCUCUUGGGGCCUAGGAAUGCCCAUCGUCGCCAAAUCUGACCUUUCCACGGGAAACCAAGUCCACGCCUCUUACCUCCUCCGUUCCGGCGACUUCAACAUCCUAUUCACCGCCCCUUACUCCCCCUCCAUCUCCGCCACUGACAACCUCGUCCACACAGCGGCCAUCCCCACCUUAUCCCACUCUGCCGUCGCCUCUUUCGCCGCCACCCACGGUCUUGCCAUCCGAGCCAUCGCCGUUGAGGUCGAAGACGCCGUUGUUGCCUUCAACGCCAGUGUCGCCAAUGGUGCAAAACCUUCGUCUCCUCCGGUGGAACUUGAUGGCGGUGCUGCGGUCAUUGCCGAGGUCCAACUCUACGGCGAUGUAGUCCUCCGCUACGUCAGCCAUAGGACUCCGGAUCCAAUCUUUCUUCCCCGAUUCGAGAAGGUUGAUUCAUCCUCGUUCCCUCUUCUCGAUUACGGGAUUCGCCGUCUUGACCAUGCGGUUGGUAACGUUACUGACCUGGCUAAGGCGGUGGCUUACGUGAAGGAAUUCACGGGGUUCCAUGAAUUUGCAGAGUUUACAACAGAGGAUGUGGGUACCACUGAGAGUGGUUUGAAUUCGGUUGUUCUAGCAAACAACGAUGAGAUGGUGUUGUUGCCAAUGAAUGAGCCAGUGUUUGGAACAAAGAGGAAGAGUCAGAUACAGACUUACUUGGAGCAUAACGAUGGACCUGGAGUGCAGCACUUGGCUUUGAUGUCUGAAGAUAUAUUUAGGACAUUGAGGGAGAUGAGGAAGAGAAGUGGAGUUGGUGGGUUUGACUUCAUGCCAUCGCCACCGCCUACAUAUUACAGGAAUUUGAAGAACAGGGCUGGGGAUAUCUUGUCUGAUGAGCAGAUAAAGGAGUGUGAGGAGUUGGGGAUUUUGGUUGAUAGAGAUGAUCAAGGGACUCUGCUUCAAAUCUUCACCAAGCCCGUUGGUGACAGGCCCACCAUAUUCAUAGAGAUAAUACAGAGGAUUGGUUGCAUGUUGAAGGACGAAGAGGGUAAGACAUAUCAAAAGGGAGGUUGUGGAGGUUUUGGAAAGGGAAAUUUCUCAGAGUUGUUUAAAUCUAUUGAAGAGUAUGAGAAGACCCUUGAGGCCAGGAGAAACACAGAAGCAGCUGCUGCAUGAGAAAAGCAUCUAAACAACCACUUCUGUUGAUUAGUUUAUCAAAAUAAAUAUUGUAUCGGUUAUCAGCUUUGUAUGACUUGCAAGUAAAUCUGACAGUUGCUGUUUCUGAAUAAUAGAGCUGUUAUAUUUUCAA
Messenger RNA from Macadamia integrifolia, 1589 nucleotides. Its product is annotated as 4-hydroxyphenylpyruvate dioxygenase. Lineage: Eukaryota; Viridiplantae; Streptophyta; Magnoliopsida; Proteales; Proteaceae. Gene Ontology annotation, biological process: L-tyrosine catabolic process. The coding region runs from base 170 to 1456 and encodes 428 amino acids. Gene Ontology annotation, molecular function: 4-hydroxyphenylpyruvate dioxygenase activity. The transcript is spliced from 3 exons. The record is from RefSeq and is a predicted model, not a curated record.